GGGGCGUGGCAUGGGCGUGUCCCCACACACCGGGGCGGGCGGUGGCGGCGGCGGCUCGGGCCGCGCUGUCCGGUGCCGGGGCUGGCGCGGCGAUGCCCGAAUGCCCGGAGCUGCACCUGGCCGCGCGGUACAUCAACGAAGCGUGCGGCGGGGUGGUGUUUGCGGGCGGCGUGGAGCGCUCGGCGGUGGGCAGAGGCCCGGAGGUGCCUUUUUCCAGCGAGGCCUACCGCAUCUCGGCUGCUUCCCGGGGCAAGGAGCUGCGGCUGAGGCUGGCCCCGCUGGGUCCCGGUGCGUCCCAGGAUCUCGUCUUCCGUUUCGGCAUGUCGGGGUCGUUCCGGCUGCACCCCGCCGCCCAGCUCCCCCGCCAUGCCCACCUCCGCUUCCUCACCCGCGAGAACCCCCCGCGCGCCCUCUGCUUCGUCGACGUCCGCCGCUUCGGCUCGUGGCGGCUGGGUGACGCCUGGCAGCCCGGCCGCGGGCCCUGCGUCGUCUCCGAGUACCAGGCCUUCAGGGAGAACGUGCUGAAGAACCUGGACGACAAAGCUUUUGAGAAGCCCAUCUGCGAGGCUCUCUUAAACCAGAAGUUUUUCAAUGGAAUUGGGAAUUAUCUCCGCGCUGAAAUCCUGUACAGGUUGAAGAUCCCUCCCUUCGAAAAGGCUCGGACCGUGCUGGAGGCCCUGAAGGAGCAGGAGCAGGCGAGGAGGAAGAAGAAUCCUUCCCUGACGCUGAGCAAGAAGCUGAAGCUGAAGCGGGAGAACCCGGAUCUCCUGGAGCUGUGCCACACUGUACCCAUGGAGGUCAUCACGGCGGAGAAAAAACUCUUUGACCCAGAUGACUCGGAUAACUACGCCGCUUUCAAGAACUGGCUGCAGUGUUACUUGGUGCCCGGCAUGAGCUCCCUGCGUGACCGCAACGGCAGGACCAUAUGGUUCCAGGGAGAGCCCGGCCCCAUGGCUCCCAAAGGGCAGACGUCCCGCAAGAAGCGCGCUCAGCUGAAGGCAGAUCCCGAGGCUCCGACCCCUGAGGUCACCACGCACACCUCGAAACGACGCCCCAGGGCUGCAGCAAAACCCCCGAAGCUGGUCACAGAGGAGGAGGAGGCGGCUGCCAAGCCAAGGAAGGGACGUUCCCGCGGGAGGAGGAGAGCAGCUGCUGCUCCGGACUCAUCUGAGCCUGAGCCUCCGGCCAAAGCCAAAAGAAGCCGCCGGACGACUGCGCGCAGGGGCAGAGGUGGAGCCCCUGCCGUGUGACUGCUGCGCUUUAACAGCCGCAGAAGCUCAGGGAGGGCCUGGCCGGGGGCCUGGGUUAGUGCUGGGGAGAAACAGAGCUGCUCUGGGCCUGUGCUCGUGCCCGCUCGCUACCGCUGCGUUCUGCUAGUGCGAAAAGGUGACAGGGCUGAUUUAUCCAGCAUCCUCCUGCUGUCCCCAGGCAUUCGAAGGGUUAAGGACCACGGACCGCACAUGGUGCUGGACUCUGACCCUUCCCUCUGCCUAAAAGCGGAUUCCCUCUUCCUUCCUCUCUUCCCUUUCUGGCUUGGAUCACUGUUUUUAGCUGACAAAUAAAAGUAUUUUUGUGCAGAAA
Molecule: messenger RNA, 1581 nt
Organism: Grus americana (Whooping crane)
Lineage: Eukaryota; Metazoa; Chordata; Aves; Gruiformes; Gruidae
Gene: NEIL1
Product: nei like DNA glycosylase 1
Exons: 9
Coding region: 93-1250 (385 amino acids)
Biological process (GO): base-excision repair
Cellular component (GO): nucleus
Molecular function (GO): nucleic acid binding; zinc ion binding; DNA-(apurinic or apyrimidinic site) endonuclease activity
Source: RefSeq, a predicted model, not a curated record